Messenger RNA from Nezara viridula (southern green stink bug), 558 nucleotides. Lineage: Eukaryota; Metazoa; Arthropoda; Insecta; Hemiptera; Pentatomidae. The record is from the annotation of a GenBank genome assembly.
AUGAGUGACGAAAGACUACCUAGACAAUGCUUUAAUAGGCUUAGAGCUCUAGACUCAUCCAUUGGAAAACCUGAUCCAACUUAUAACUGGGUUACCCAAGUAAAGAUGAUUGUGGCGGAACUGGGAUGUCAGGGGAUGUUUUCUUGUGUUUUCUCUCAAGGUCUGAUGAGGUUUAAAGAUGAAAUCAUGGAAAAAAUAAGAAACCAUCACGCAUCCAAGGACAUCGACAGACUGUUAAACUCUAAAUCAAACUCAAGAUAUAGAAAAAUCUGCUCCUUUAAUGUUACCAGACCAGAGGAUUAUCUUCAGAUCAGGGCUCUGAAUUUAAACAAAUUAAGAGCCGUUAGUCGUCUCAGAGUAGCAAGUAAAGAUUUUAUGAAAAUAUACUUAAAAUAUGCUACUUUGACUAUUAAAUCCAGUGAGAAAGAGAGCGACACCGAACACCUGGAAGGUAGGCACCUCACUGAGGCCAACUUGGUCGAGAGGUUCCUGCGCGGCGGCGUCUGCGCGUCAGGCCACCUCGUCUCCAGCUAUAUUAUAGUUAUAGCUUUAAUAUAG